AUGAGCCAUAGCUGGUUCUUAUGUCCCGGCAUGGAAGCACUCAAGUCAGCGAUCAAACAACUUCCUGAAAAGGGAGAGUUCACUUCUGAAGCAGACGCACUGGCUUUUGCCGUUCACGCCUGUCUCGAGAAAGAUGGGUUUCGCUUCGUGGCUGCUGAAGAAUCGAGAGCUGCAGCCAUCAAGGCUGCCCCUUCGACCCCCGUCCCCUUCCCAAGCGACUGGAACGGCUGCCAGGAUGCGUUCUCCUUCUUCUACCGUCAUGCCUCGUCCCUCGCGUUAUUCACCGUGAAAUGUGUGACGAUGGAGGACCUCCUGCUUGUCCAUGCAGCUUCAGACAAUGUCCAGGACGUGUUCUUUCUGGAGCUCAGAAUCUCCGACUUCGUUCAGACUCUGCAUUCUCAGAGACUUAUUUCUGACUACGAAAAGAUUUAUACCGAUCUUGAAGCUCUUCUCCGAGCUGUUCGCAUCAACAUCACUUACAAGCUAUUACCGUCCCUCGUUCCAAAGAAACCGUCCAGCUCACAACAUGGCUGUGCUAUGCAAGCAGAAGAAGUUCCGAGGAGCGGAUCGUUUCCUUGGAGGCCAGAGCAUGUCGGACAUCCAGGAGGACUCGGAGGGAACCUUGCUCAGGUGUCAUGCCAGGCAUGGGAGCCGAGGGAAAUCUCUUUGGGCCUCGGCAUCCGGCAUUCGGAGGCGUCGGGCCCUUGGGAGGCGGUGGAAGUCUUGCAGGCAGGACAGUGCGAGGGCAGUCAGGGAGAUAACCUCGGAGCUCGCGUGGAUCCCUUUGGCCCUCCCGGCGUUUUUCCCAACCCGAAUGGUCCUGCGUUUGGAUGGACAAGGCGAGAGAUUCCAGACGACAUCUUCCAGCCGCCAGGUGGCGACGAUAUGUUCAUGUGA
Molecule: messenger RNA, 897 nt
Organism: Guillardia theta CCMP2712
Lineage: Eukaryota; Cryptophyceae; Pyrenomonadales; Geminigeraceae
Exons: 14
Coding region: 1-897 (298 amino acids)
Biological process (GO): proteasome-mediated ubiquitin-dependent protein catabolic process
Molecular function (GO): proteasome binding; endopeptidase inhibitor activity
Source: RefSeq, a predicted model, not a curated record